UCCACACGCCCCAUCUCCCCUUCCCGUCCACAUUUUCCCAACUCUUUCACCACUCUGCCCAACGUCGACAGCGACGAGAUCACCUUGAUUUAUAUUCCCGUCGAAAGACGCCGGGAUUGAGCUCGACGAGACCUUUUUGUUUCCUUGACAAAACUCCCGCCUUCUUUCCCCCCAAAGAGGACGAAUAGCCGUGCCCGUUUUUUCCCCAGGAGGAAAGUGGAACGUUCAGUCGCAAUGUAUCAGGAUCAGCGAGGUUUUUACAGGUAUAGAGCACCCACUUUGGUUUGCUUUCAAGGAAGCCAUCUCGAUUGAGGAGGAUUCUUCGUAUAUUUGCUCUUUUUCCGUAUCUCUUUUCCCCCGUACCCUUCCCACUGUCCUGUUUGCUGCUUGUCAUCAACACUGCCAAAGGGUAAGUCGUACGAACGCGGAGGGAGAACUGGAUGGCCCCUUCCAGGACGUGUUUGCACCGUAGAGUUUUGCUCUCGACUGCGGAUAUUCCCCACGUUUUCCGGGACGCUUGGAUGCCAUAGGAGCCGUGAUCCUCACUCGAUAAUACCUCGGGAUUUCCCUGGUCCACAUCGUCCUUCCUUGGAUCUCACUUGCGCAAAGGAUUGAAUUGUUGGGCUCUGUCUGGAAGUGAUCCAGAGCCUUUUAUUUCAUACUUUCCCAGCACUGAAUGUAUGUUCGACAAAUUCAGUACGACAUUUCGCCGCCCCACGAAAUAGUCUGGUCAAUGAUUUCAACAAGUCGCUCCAGGGCGCAAAUCAAGUCUAUCGGCUCAAGAACGAACGCUUCGUGGACCUAAUGUCCUCUUCUCUUGACCAUAGACUGUCAGCUACUGCUGUAAUCUAUGAUUGUGUAGGCACCCCAGGAUGGACCCGUCGACAUCCAGCGCCACCUGGAACUGCUGACGGCGUAUCUCCAUUGUCCAGCCAAUAGUGUGUAGGCUACUCUCCCCGGAGAAUAUCCCAUUAGGAAAGAUUUGGGCCAUCACCUCCUGGUAAUUCAACCCGCUUACUUUCAGGACACUCUCAACGAAGCCAAAUUUCCCAGGGACGAGAGGAAAGGUGAGCCAUUAAAGGUCGUGCCUGGUCGGGUCGUUUCGGCUGUUGUAGAAAAGCACUUUCUUUCUAGGAUUCUAGGACCCGGUUUGCCUAAGGUUCCUCCCAAAGUCUUGAUGCAAUGUACACAUGCCGGGAGGAUCGCACCAUGGAAAUCCCACACGGACCAGGAUCUAACCAAAACUAGGCCAUGGAAGGACGUCUUUAAAUGGUAGAUUUGGAAAAUGCAGCUACGCUGCGGGUGCAUAGUUUGGCUGGCGAAAAUGCCACAAACUAGUUACCGAUUCCCAAAGUGAAUUGGCAUCAUUCAGAGUCUUGCCAAUGCAAUUCUCCAGGAUCCAUCGUGCGCCAAGGUUAUCUACGGGACUCCCAUUUACACUCGUUGUCUGGUCGAAGAGGUGCUUCCGGUUCGUCUUUCAACUGUCGAUGUUCAGAGACUGUUGGCCGACCAUUUAGGGUGGAGCAACUGUUGGCUAGCAACUUGUCGACACGAGAAACUCAGACCGCACCAUUGCAGUGUUUUUUUCUUUUUUACUAUCAGAUCAAUUUCGUAUAUUGGAUACUUGAAUCCUUUGAUGGCCAGGCCCAUGUGGAUACUAAUAUUCUUGUGCAGCCAAAACUUACCAGAUUCUUUCAACCCAGUCUACAACAUCAACCAGUGGCAAGCUGGGAUGGAGAACUGCCAAAGUAAUACGUACCUGGAUCCUCGAGUGGACAUGGACAACAACUCGCAAGGCGAUUGGAACUCAUCAUACGCCCAUUCCAAUGCUACAUCCGAAUACGAGCUGUCCCAGUACAGCACGUUGAAGCAUGGGCAAGCGCCGUACACUCAAGCCUUCGCUAGUUCAAGGAGGGCAUCUGCACGAUCCGCUGCGCCAUCUCAGAGUUAUACUGACAGCGGUUUCUAUUCAUCCUAUUCGCAGGACUUGGAGAUGGAAUCCUUCCCCUACUCUGCACAUGAUACUGAAUUCAACGUCGACCUGUCCUCGCACAUUGGGCAGACUUACCCGGAUUCUCCAUCCGCCUCAGAUGUAGACAACACCGGCUACUCCAGCGAGGCUUCUACACCAGCUCGCAACCACCCGCUAUACAAUGCUCGUCCCAGCGAAGACGGUUUAUAUCAUUGCCCUUUCGCCAAUGAGGGCUGUAGUCACGAGCCGAAGCAGCUCAAAUGCGAGUAUGACAAAUACAUUGAUUCCCACAUCAAACCAUUUCGCUGCCGACAUUCCAAAUGCGCAGACCUUCAAUUUUCUUCCACUGCGUGCCUUCUUCGUCAUGAACGUGAAGCUCACGAAAUGCACGGACAUGAGGAGUCAUUGUGCGAAUACCCACCGUGCAACCGAUCCGUACCAGGUAACGGAUUCCGCCGGUCCUACAAUUGCAAAGAUCACAUGACUCGAUGCCACGGUUGGGUCGACCAAAAUCCGCAGGAGGGCAAGAAGAGGCGCUCUGCCACCACAAGCUCCAGCGGCUCCAAAGCUAACAAGGCUAAAGCAAGCACCAAACUUCCAAGUAAGCGGCAACAAAUCAUGCAGCUUAAGGCAGAAUGGGCGAAGCGCAAGGAGAACUUAGAGAAGCUUACCAAGGGCCUGGAGUUCGAUGGACCUCUGUUUGCCAUCGCACUUACGCAAAUUAACAGUGAGAUGCAGACAAUGAGAAGCAUUCAGCUUGAAGUGUCCAAGUUGACGGGCAGAGGGCACAUAGAGUGAUGAAAAAAUGUCAAGGCUCAAAGCGUGAACUUAUUCAAUGAUAAAUGCUCUGUCUUCAAAAGAUGCCGUGAAUGGACAACCUAACUUGGUGGUUGUCAAGACAUCAUUGGCUACAGGAGAAGCCCUAUGUUCCAGGCUAUAGCACUUGUGCUUCCGGCAAACCUACAGCAGACAGCUAGAAAGGCGGAGUAAUAACCAGUUUCUCCUGUCGCGUAUGGUCUGCAAUGCCAGGAACACUCGAAGUUCGCCCAGUGCUACCGAGUCGGACUGUGGGUCUGAGCGCAUCUAGAAUGUUGUGGUCUGGACGGAUUGAGGAACCGGAAGAAGGGUGGGAAGUGGUGCUGCACUGGAUCUCGACUACAUCCUUUGGCUGUCUUUGAUGGCUGAUCCACGCGGCCGCGAAAGGUUUGGAGGGAGAGAUAUUUUUGUUUUGAAUUUCGAAGUGUUGUUGUUUCUGUUCGUUUUGAUCGGUUUCAUGUGCCUUAAGUUAGUAUCACAGUCAUUCACCACGUACAAGGUUGAUGAGCAAGUGCCUGAACGCUUCACGAACCAUCUCCAUAUGGUGCGGACGUCGUCAUUUGUCUUGCUGCAAACGCGCCGUGUACGCACAGGUAUGGAAGCUGUUCGUCGCAUGUAUGCUCUCCGCCUCAUGCGAGCUGCUUCCCGUUUAGGGCGGGGAGAAACUGAAACCAACUGAUUUGGCCUGACAACGAACAAAAUAAAAAAGAGGUUUCAUUCAGUCACGCUACUUUGUGUGUGGAGUGAGCGAGCGGCGCGGGUUUGCUGGUCGUCCGAUUGCCGGCACGAGCCUGGAUGGGCGUUAAACGGCAGCGAUGUGUUGAGUAGAAAAGAACUACAGGAAAGAACGACUGGGAAGUCGAGGAAUGACGUGAUGAUAUCACAAUCCUCCUCGUCGGAAGGUAGUCGCGACCGCUGGCUCUGUGGUGGAAGUUUCUAACUGCAUCUCACCGGCAGAGCAGACAAAAAAAAAAUAAAUCUGACAUUA
Molecule: messenger RNA, 3776 nt
Organism: Verruconis gallopava
Lineage: Eukaryota; Fungi; Ascomycota; Dothideomycetes; Venturiales; Sympoventuriaceae
Exons: 5
Coding region: 1637-2770 (377 amino acids)
Source: RefSeq, a predicted model, not a curated record